UGUUGAGAUCAAACUGUUCAAAUCCAUCAUGAAUGAAACACAAACAUCUGGAGAUGAAGAUUAUAUUCCAGGCUGCAGUUCAGUUCAUCAGAAGAGAUCAGAAGCAGAGCCCAGCUGUGUGUCUGUGAAGAGUGACUGGUCUAUGGAUCCGCCACUGUUGUUGAAGAGUGAAGAUUUACAGCCUGGACUCAGUUCAAUUCAUCAGAAGAGAUCAGAAGCAGAGUCCAGCUGUGUGUCUAUGAAGAGAGAGACAUCUUUCAUUCAGUCUUUAGAUUUUAAGAGACGAGAUAUAUGGCCUGUUCUCAGUCAUGAAGUCCUCAACACAUUUAGAUCAAAUCUGCUGAAGAAGUUUAAGUGUCUGUGUGAGGGAACAGCGACGCAGAGAAACCCAACACUGCUGAAUGAGAUCUACACAGAGCUCUACAUCACAGAGAGUGAGAGAGGAGAGAUCAAUAAUGAGCAUGAGGUGAGACAGAUUGAGACACAAUCCAGGAGAGAAGCAACAGAGGACACAGCCAUCAAAUGCAGUGACAUCUUCAGACCUUUACCUGGACAAGACAAAGACAUCAGAACUGUGCUGACAAAGGGAGUUGCUGGCAUUGGAAAAACAGUCUCUGUGCAGAAGUUCAUCCUGGACUGGGCCGAAGGGAAAGAGAAUCAGGACGUCCAGCUCAUAUUUCCACUUCCUUUCAGAGAAAUCAACUUGAUGAAGGACAAAACACUCAGUCUUUCAGAUCUUCUUCACGUCUUCUUCCCUGAAACUAAAGAAAUGAAAAUAUCCAGCGAUGAAUAUAAAGUGUUGUUCAUCUUUGAUGGUCUGGACGAGUGUCGCCUGUCUCUGGACUUCAAGAGUAAAGUGAAACUGUGUAAUAUAUCUGAGUCAGCCUCAGUGGAUGUGCUGCUGAUGAACCUGAUUGUGGGGAAUCUGCUUCCUGCUCUCAUCUGGAUCACCUCCAGACCAGCAGCAGCUGAUCUCGUCCCUUCUGAGUGCAUCCAUCGAGUGACAGAGGCACGAGGCUUCAAUGAGACACAGAAGGAGGAAUACUUCAGGAAGAGGAUCAGUGAUCAGAGUCUGGCCGACAGGAUCAUCUCACACCUGAAGUCCUCCAGGAGCCUCUUCAUCAUGUGUCACAUCCCAAUCUUCUGCUGCAUCUCAGCCACUGUUCUUGAGAAGAUCUUGAGUCGAGCAGAGACUGGAGAGAUUCCUAAGACCCUCACUCAAAUGUACACACACUUCCUGAUCCUUCAGACCAACAUCAAACAUGAGAAAGACUAUGAGAAGAACGUGACAGAUGAAGACAUGAUCCUCAAACUGGGGAAACUGGCUUUUCAGCAGCUUAUGAAAGGAAACCUGAUCUUCUAUGAUGAAGACCUGAGAGAGUGUGACAUUGAUGAGACAGAAGCAACAGUUUACUCAGGACUGUGCACUCAGAUCUUCAGAGAGGAGCUGGGCUUGUUUCAGGGGAAAGUCUUCUGCUUUGUUCAUCUGAGCCUUCAGGAACAUCUAGCAGCUCUACAUGCACACCUCUCCUUAACAAUAAAGAAGAUAAAUGUGUUUGGCCAAAUCAAACAAAAUUCUUUCUUUAAUGUCUUACACAUAUUUAGACCGUUAUCUAAGCUGCAUCAGAGAGCUGUGAAUGAGGCUCUAAAGAGUAAGAAUGGACAUCUGGAUCUUUUCCUGCGGUUUCUUCUGGGUCUCUCAGUGGAGUCCAAUCAGACUCUCUUAAGAAAACUACUGACACAGACAGGAAGCUGCUCUUACAACAAAGAGGAAACAGUUCAGUUCAUCAAAAAGAAGAAGGAGAAUUACUCUUCAGAGAAAUCCAUCAAUCUGUUUCACUGUUUGAAUGAACUGGGUGAUGAUUCACUGAUGCAGGAGAUCCAGGGUUUUCUGAAAUAUGGAGAAAUAAGAGAAACCAAACUCUCCUCUUCACAGUGGUCAGCUCUGGUUUAUGUGUUGCUGACAUCAGAGCAGAAGAUGGAUAUUUUUGAUCUAAAAGAAUUUAUUGGACAACAACAUACAGGAGAUGAAAUUCUUCAGUAUCUGUUACCUGUGGUUAAAGAAUACAGAUCAGUUUGGCUAUGUGGAUGCAAACUCACUGCUCAGUCUUGUGAAAGUUUGUCUUCAAUUUUACAAUCCUCAAUCUCAAACAUCCUGAAAGAGCUGGACCUGAGUAACAAUGGCCUGCAGGAUUCUGGAGUGAAGCUGCUCUCUGAAGGACUGAAGAGUCCAAACUGUCAUCUGGAGAUUCUGAGGCUAUAUGGAAGCAGUCUCACUGCUCAGUCUUGUGAAAGUUUGUCUUCAGUUUUACAAUCCUUAAACUCAAACAUCCUGAGAGAGCUGGACCUGAGUAACAAUGACCUGCAGGAUUCAGGAGUGAAGCUGCUCUCUGAAGGACUGAAGAGUCCAAACUGUCAUCUGGAGAUUCUGAGAUUGUCUGGCUGUAUGGUGACAGAGAAAGGCUGUGGUUAUGUGUCCUCAGCUCUGACUUCAAACCCCUCACACCUGAGAGAGCUGGAUCUGAGCUACAAUCAUCCUGGAGAUUCAGGAUUGAAGCUGCUCUCUGAAAAACUAGAGGACUCAACCUGCUCAUUGGACAAACUGAAUGUUGAUCAUGGAGGAGAAUCCAGGAUUACAGAAGGACUGAAGAAAUGGGUGUGUUUUUUCACGCUGGAUCCAAACACAGCACACACUAAACUCAGUCUGUCUGAGGAGAACAGAGAGGUGAUGUGGGUGAGAGAGAAACAGCUGUAUCCUGAUCAUCCAGACAGAUUUGAUUGUGUGCCUCAGGUGUUGUGUAGAGAGAGUGUGUGUGGACGCUGUUACUGGGAGACUGAGUGGAAAGGACAUGUGUGUAUAUCAGUGUCAUAUAAGAGCAUCAGCAGGAAGAGAGGUGAUGAGUGUAUGUUUGGACGUAAUAUUCAGUCCUGGAGUUUGAUCUGUUCUCCUCACAGAUACUCAUUCAGACACAAUACCAUAGAGACUGAUCUCUCUGUGAAACCCAUCAUCAGCAGAAGAAGAAGAAGAACAGGAGAGUAUGAAGAUAAUAUUUCUAGAAUAGGAGUGUAUGUGGAUGAGAGCGCAGGAACUCUGUCCUUCUUCAGCGUCUCUGACUCAAUGAGACUCAUCCACACAGUCCAGACCACAUUCACUCAGACACUCUGUCCUGGGUUUACUGUUUAUCCUGGAUCAUCAGUGAAACUGUGUUGAAGAACAGUGAGAUGUUAUGAGUCUCUUCAUACUACAGCUCAACUUCUGUCACUGAAAUAACUGAAGAAAUGUCACAUUAUGUCCCCACAAAGAUCUGUACCAAAGUUUGACCUAGAAAGUAAUAGAAACAAAAUAGAAACAUUUUUUUUUUCUGUAAGGGGUAGGUUUAGGUGUAGGGUUGGUGUAGGGCAAUAGAAAAUACAGUUUGUACAGUAGAAAAACCGUUACAGAUAUGGAGAGUGCCUAUAAAACAUGGAAACCAGCGUGUGUGUGUAGUGUCUCAUCAAUCAUUUGUUUUGUUUCUGUUUAAAUGUAAAAAUGUCCCAAAAAUGAUUGAAGAACGUCAUUAAUUUCUCGGUUGUUUUUGUACAGAAAUAAUAAAACACUGAUAAAUCAACUUGAUGUAUGCAAUAUGUUUAUUAUUAGUGAAACCAUAUUGUUAACAGAGCAUGAAGACUGGACAUGUUGUAUAGGUCAUAGAUUUUUUCAAAGAACUUGUUCAUGUUUAUUACAUAGAAAUACCAAGUUCUCAUUACUUUAGACAAGCCUGUUGACCUUUUCCCACCACAGGGCAGCUCACUUUUUCUGAACAUGUAAAAUGUACAUUUAUUAUUAUGUUUGUUUGCCUCUCUGUGACCAUAUUAUAGUUCAAUGCAGCUGAAUUCUCAAUAAAGCGGUUUUUAAUUGA
This is a messenger RNA of Puntigrus tetrazona (Sumatra barb), 3899 nucleotides long. Its product is annotated as NACHT, LRR and PYD domains-containing protein 3-like. Gene Ontology annotation, molecular function: protein binding. NCBI's taxonomy places the organism in Eukaryota, Metazoa, Chordata, Actinopteri, Cypriniformes, Cyprinidae. The record is from RefSeq and is a predicted model, not a curated record.